Messenger RNA from Lutzomyia longipalpis, 3392 nucleotides. RefSeq lists its product as uncharacterized. Lineage: Eukaryota; Metazoa; Arthropoda; Insecta; Diptera; Psychodidae. The record is from RefSeq and is a predicted model, not a curated record. The coding region runs from base 1871 to 3205 and encodes 444 amino acids. The transcript has 2 exons.
UUCCGGUACUUAAACUUAAGCACAUUGUUCGUUGCGAGGGAAAAAAAUUAAGUUAUUUUUUUUCGUGCUAGACUAAGCGUUUUAUUUAACGUAAGUGAACAAGUGAAAAGGCAUUGAAGCUCUUCAUUUAUUUAGUUUUAUUUUCGAAAUUUACGAAAAAAAAGGAUCAGUUAGAAACAAUUGGAACUCAUGAGGACACUGAUGGUGAAUGAGUAUAGAGAAAAAUGGUAUGGGGUGGAUUUGCGUGAAAUAAUUCAUAUUCAUUUAGACUUUAAUGGCUUUAAUGUAGAAAAAAUGUAACAUUCUUUCAUAUCUAAUUAUUAAAUUGCUUUUCAAUGUAAUAGAAUGCAUAAUGGUACUAUUUGUAUUGAAUUUUUCUAUUUAUCGUGUAUUUGGAUUAUUUUCAUCAUUCACAUUAUUCACAAAAAAUUAUUUUGCUUUGAUUUAAACAAUGUUUCACAGUGAAUUAAUUCAGCAUAAUUUUCGUUGCUUCAGCAUAUUAUAGAAUUUUCAUUGUAUGGCCUCUUCCUUGUUGAUCAAAUCCUUGAAGAUUUCCAUAAAAAAAGGUUUUAAAAAGUGAAGAAAAAUUUAUUUAUUUGCACAGAUGUUUUCUGUUAAUAUAGUAGGUAUUUAAAAUAAUUUACCCUUCAGAUAAAGUAAUUGCAACGACGAUCUUCAUAAUAAAAUUUAUUUUGGAUUCUUUCUCUUUAAAAAAAAUUAAACACUUAAUUUGUUAAUGAUCCCGAUCAAAUUAGAGUGAUUUUUUGCCAAUUAAUUGAAUAUUUCAAACCUAAUAUGUUAGUCAGUCAGACCAAUUUUUUGGUAUUUUUAGAAAAAAAACAAUGAAAAACUUAAAAGUUUUAAAAUAGAUUGUGCAAAGACAACUUCAUAAUACUGUAAAUAGUACCUAUUUAUGUAUCAAUCUAUGAUUAUUUUACAAGGAUAAUUUUUUAUUUCAUGCACGCAAUACAAACGAGUUUAUUUUGCAUAAUUGGGUGUACGUACAGUUUUGUCAACCAAGUCCUUGUUUGUGUACUUAACUUGCUAUAUACUUGUAAUAUUGAAAUCUGGGGUGAAAAAAAUAUUACACAGUGCUAAUCUGUCUAAUUUUGCAAGUAGUUACGUCGUACUCCCAUAAAAAAGCCCAAAAAAAUUAUCUUUUUACCUCAGAUUUCCCUAUAUGCAAUUUGAAUCCAGUAAAAAUUAUUAAAGCUCCAAAGGAUUCAUAAAAGAACUAAUUUCUUAAAAUUGGUGAAGCAGGAUAAUCUACAAACCUAUCAAAGAGAAUCCACAUUUUGUUUUCUUUAUAUAGCUGCAAAAAAUGAUUAUGUAAACUUUAAAUAAUUUUUGUGUUGAGCAUGUUUUUCGUAUCUUAAUGCACUAAAUAUAUUUUUUUCACGACGACUAAAAUGUCCAGUGUCCAUGCUGAGACUAUUGUUCUUUUACUGAUGCUAUACACUCUUAUCUUUAGGUUUUAAUUUUCAAAUACAUUUUCACGUUUUCACGACAACUUUACUUAAUAUUUUCUGCACGAUAGCACUUAACAGGACAGAUAGUGAUAAGCUACCAAGCAAGAAGGAACUACUGCGCUAAAAGUGAAAUUUUGCAACUUUUUUUAAUAUACUGUGGGUCUGAUUUAUUAUUCACACUUUUUCUUUGUAAUUUAUUAUUAAAUUUUUCCUUAUGUAAAAUUACAAAAUGAGAUUUUUUAUCUUAACUUAUGUUCUUCUUCUUCUAGGAAAUAUGAUUCUAUAUGCAGAGAUGGAAUUAUAAAUCGAACUUUAUGCAAAAGGCACUACAGAACGAUUUCAUUAAGACAAUCAAGUCAAAAAUUUACAAAAGAAUGGAUCCAUAAAUUGCAAAAAGUGAAAUGCAACGUAGAUCUGAAAGAUGCUUUGAUAAAAUUAUCGCAGUAAAAAGGCUAUCAAAUGAGAGAAAGCCGAAAGUGAUUGGGAAAAGUGCAAAAAUGACUGGUGAUGAAACAUUCGUGAUCUCCGUAGAUGCUUUAAGAGAGGAUGGAAAAGUGCUAAAGCAUUUUAACAUUCCCAUAGAAUUACCAUCGAUCCGUCCAAAACGCGAUUCCCGUGUUAGUUCAUCCAUUGUAACAUCCUUGCCGCUUAAGAAGAGAUAUCAAGUGAGUCAGGAGCACUACGAUAAGACAGUGAAACUCCGGAGAUUGUCUCGCAAGCCCAUUCUUAAGAGAAUGCUGCAAGAAGUGGGCACGAAAAUAAAGAGGAUUCCUUUAAAGGAUGAUGUAGCAAGUGAAGAAACUCCUCUGGAUCUCUCGAGAAUCCCACGUAAGGAGAUGCCGAGGAGUUCAGGAGAAACUCGUCAUAUCCACCAGGCGGCUCAUGCUGAAGACAUUCCUCAGCCAGUUCAUUAUCCAGUUCCAUUGAGGUACUUGGUUCAUUCAUACCCUCAAAUGAGACUGAUGGAGGAUCCACCACCGGAAGUACCUACAUUGUAUCCCCCACCGCCACCUCAGAAUGCGAGAGUGAGUGAAAUUCCCAGACUACAGCCGAAUUCACGGAUAUUACCAACAUACAGCUAUCCACACGUUGUUCAUUCGAAUCCGUACGUACGUCCAUCGGUUUCUUACCACCACCCAGUUCCUGCAACAUACUACGAAGGAUGCCCAGACGAGUCAGUUCUCCAACGGAGAUCCUAUCACCUAGCAAUCCCAUCUAAUUAUGCACCUGUUUCCGAAGUGCCUUACAUGGAAGAUGGUGGAUACGUCUAUCCACCUCCGCGUCCUCUGGCAGAACCCUUCCCGCAAUAUGCUCAUGUUCCACAACGCUACCUGCCUCAUCCACCCCCCGUAGAAGUUCCCAAAAAUCCACCAGCAAUUCCAUACUCAAAUCAACCAAUUACCUAUGCCUUUCAUCCACCUGCCUGUAUUCCACGCACUAAUUUUGUACCCCAACCAGCAGUGGUUCACCAAGCAAUCCCUCAUAAUUCCCAAAAUGUUCAAGAAAUUCCCUCCAAUCGUCAACGAUCGACACGAUUACCAUCCGAUGUUAGGCAUCUGAGGCAAUUUCUUUUGGAAAAUGCAGCUAGACAACAGAGAAUCCCAGUGCCGAAGGCAACAUUUUCUGAUGAAAUCCCCGUUUAUUGCGUAAGAAAUCCUUCGUACAAUGGAUCCUCCAGUUCCGCGCAUGAUCCUCCACCAAAGGGUGUCCGAUAUUCUCAUGGCAGCAAUAAGUGAAUCUCUUUUGUGAAAAAUGCAAAGCAGGACAUUUUUUUAUAAGAAAAAAACCAGAUAUUCUGAGAAAUUGCAAAUGGAACUUCUUUAUUAUAAAAGACUUCCAAAAACUUGGAAGUAGUUUUGCAAAAUUUAUUAGGAAUGCAGGUGUAAAUUUUGUAUUUUGUAAUAAAAGUUUCAUUGAAGCUCA